AUGACGGAUACAGCUCGCUGGAAAGCCACAGUCUACGUCGGCGGCGUAGCUUCCCUGGCUAACACGGGCAACAUACACGAUGCCUUCAUACCGUUCGGGGAGAUCGCCGAGAUAUCUUUGCCCAAGAACGAUGCGCCCAACGCGACAGAACAUCACAGGGGUUUCGCCUACGUCGAGUAUGAGGACGCUGAAGACGCCAAGGAGGCGAUCGACAACAUGGACCAGUCAGAGUUUUUCGGUCGCGUACUGAAGGUCUCUGCGGCCAAGGCUCCCAAGAGCGCCGAGGAAGGGCUGGGCAGCAAGACAGCAGUUUGGCAACAGGAGAAAUGGCUAGCUGCGAAUGCUGUCAGCGAAGAGGACCGCAUGGCAGCUGCCGGAGCUGAAGCUGUUGACGGCAAUGAUAGACCUGACGACCCUAUGCAGGGCCUCGAAGGCCUGGACGUUGCUGGACCAAGACCGGAAUGA
Molecule: messenger RNA, 465 nt
Organism: Anthostomella pinea
Lineage: Eukaryota; Fungi; Ascomycota; Sordariomycetes; Xylariales; Xylariaceae
Source: the annotation of a GenBank genome assembly